This is a messenger RNA of Anopheles cruzii, 1324 nucleotides long. Its product is annotated as plasminogen receptor (KT). Lineage: Eukaryota; Metazoa; Arthropoda; Insecta; Diptera; Culicidae. Bases 113 to 571 code for a protein of 152 amino acids. Gene Ontology annotation, biological process: positive regulation of plasminogen activation. Gene Ontology annotation, cellular component: plasma membrane. The transcript is spliced from 3 exons. The record is from RefSeq and is a predicted model, not a curated record.
ACGAAUCUCUUCGCUGCUUCGGUUAUUUCUAUUGCAGCUAACAAUUGAGGUGGUCUUGCAGUGAUCACAGUGUUUCUGUUUCGCCCAUCGUUCCAAUAAACAAACAAAAGAAAUGGGGAGCUUCUUUUCACACCCUGCCGGGGUUGAGGCCAUCAAGAAGAAUCAGGAGUACAUUUCCGAGAUGAACAAGAUCAAGAUGGAACGCUGGAUACAGAUGCACUAUCAAAUGAAGGAACGCGAAACGGCCAUGCAGAUCUCGAAGGCUCGCGAGUUGUUCUACUGGCUUGCUUCCUUCUACGGCGUCUCGACGCUCGGUCUCGUGAGUCGUUUCCGUGCCACCAAACGGCCUGGAACACUGGCACCGAUUGUGCCACUGUCGUUCAUCGUUGCGUACUAUGCCGAUUUGGCGUACGGAACCAAGAUACAUCGAAUACAGGCGGAAGCCGAGAUGAUUAUGCACAAUGAACCGGAGCUGCUAGAGUGGCCAAGUGGAUUGCCGACGGUGUCGGAGAUUGAUUCGGCGCGACUCGAAAUCGAUGACAAAAUACGUUUGCAUCCGCACCAGUUAUAAGGGCCAAGCGGUAAUGAUACACAAGGAGAGGUUUUUACGGAUGACGGAUAAGCAGUAUUAUGUUGAAAGCGUAACAUUAACACAGUGAGACCAAAACCCUAGUGGCCCUAGAUACGUUCGUAAGUAGUUUAGACAUUCACGAGUCCAUCCGCUUUACGGAGCACCGUGCGGAUAAGGUGAAUUACUGACUGCACAAAACCCAGUAGCGAUUUUACGGUAGGCAACAACGGGGUUUCCAGGUUUUAAAUACUCCCAAGUAAACAGGUAACAGUGUGUUUCGAAGACGACACUGUACAAGGAAACGGCUUUCAAAAAUCUUGCCACUUUACAGAUUCCCGGUUCCACUGCACUCUCAGCAAAUGCUCCUACUCCACGUUCUCGGUGUUCUUGUUUCCAGCAAUUGUAAUCAAUAUCAUAAACGUACGUAUCACACAUUCAAUACGAUUUUCCCAGGUUUGCAUCGAGCGCAAAACCCUUCGGGUCCUUUUACUAUUCCUACCACAAGCCGGGAGGCGUUAACGUAAACGAUAACAAUAACCGAUAAGUGCAUUUACUCUCUUCGUGUGUGAAAAAGAAAACGCCCAAAUCGUGUUGCAAGCGAAAGCGUGUUGCACAUUCGAUUCGAUAAUAAUGUUCUAACCAAAACGACGGAUAACAAAAUGCCUUUAAAAAGUAAAGUAAAGUGCGUAAAGAGUGUCGCAGAUUAACAAUGGAUAACACCGCACAUACCGCGGUUUCCAGCGCCGUGUUUUG